Molecule: messenger RNA, 1902 nt
Organism: Parnassius apollo (apollo)
Lineage: Eukaryota; Metazoa; Arthropoda; Insecta; Lepidoptera; Papilionidae
Source: the annotation of a GenBank genome assembly
AUGAAUGAGUACGAACGCAUCAAAGCUAACUGUUUGCAGCGUCGGGAGCUGUGGGAGGACCCAGACUUCCCUGCAACACAGACCUCUGCCUUCUAUUACCAAAUGCCGCCUUUUAAAUUCGAAUGGAAAAGAGCUAAGGCGUUGUAUGGAAACCCGACGUUUAUUCUCGACAAUUGCAACACAUUUGACGUAAUCUCCGGGCAAUUGGGCGAUAAAUGGCUUCUAUCGUGUAUGGGAGUGCUUUAUCUGUGCAAGGGGUUAUUCUGCAGAGUAGUGUCGUCAGAUCAAAAAUUAGACUCCAAUUACGCUGGAAUAUUCAGGUUUCGACUCUGGUGGUGCGGACAAUGGGUUGAGGUAUUAGUUGAUGAUCGAUUACCUAUUGUCAAUGGUCAGCUGGUUUUCAUUCAUUCAAGUCGCACUGAGCAGCUCUGGCCCGCGUUACUAGAAAAAGCCUACGCUAAAAUGCACGGAUCCUACGAAGCUCUUAAAUACGGCAAUUUGCUGGACGGCCUUGCAGAACUGACUGGAGGGAUCACAGAAUCCAUGCUGCUAUCAGAACUUAGUGAAAUUAAUCUUAUCAAUUUAAUGAAAACCAGCAGUAUAGUUACAGCAUGUCGAGUACUACAAUCUGUUACUCAUAACCUAACUACUAUUGAAUCGGGAGUGAACUACAGAGUCUAUGCUGUGGAAAGGGUAGAUUCCAAAGAUGGUCCAGUAUACGUAGUGAGAAUAGGAAAACCGCCAGCUCCCGGAGACUCUCAUAUAACUCAUCUCAUUCUAGACGAAGCGCAGUGGGCCUCAAUACCCGAAUACGAGAAGAAUCGGCUAACCUCAUAUACCAAGGGUUUUUGGAUGCUGUUCUCCGAUUUCAAAGAUACGUUCACGAGACUUGAGAUUGUUCACUUAGACUUGGAAUCAAGUAAAGCGGAGUCGUCACUAUCGGAUAAACUCAAGUGGCAAGUGAAAACUCAUCAAGGCAGAUGGAAAAAAGGGGUUACCGCUGGUGGUUGUCGAAAUCACAUUAAUUUUUUUCACAUGAACCCACAAAUACAGUUGGAUUUACAUGAGCCAGACACAGUUAUUAUAUCGUUGAAUCAGCACAGUAUAAUGGAGCCGAAGGUGAUUGGAUUUAGCAUAUACAAGUUACCCAAAGGCCUUACUGAAACUGCUUCAGCCUUUUUCUUUAAAAAAACGAAGAGUUCUAUUAACUCCCAGUAUACCAACAGUCGGCAAGUCAGCAAGAGGUGUCACAUGACCGCUGGUUCGUAUUUAGUAUUACCAACAACAUUCGAACCAAGACAAGAAGCAAACUUUUCGCUCAGAGUAUACUCAAUAAAGCCCCUUAAGAUGACUGUAUUAGAUUGCACCCCACAAAUGUUGAAAGCAGCUUUGGUAAAGGCACCAAUCGGCGUGGAGCUAAGCAGUUUUGCACAAUACGAGUCUCAAUUCUUGCAACUAGCCGAUGAACAUAAAACCAUCAACGCCUUCGAGUUACAAGAAUUGUUGGAGAGAUGUUUGCCCAACGAUUACAUUAAAAGCUGUGCAACGAUUGAAACCUGCAGACAAAUAGUUUUGUCAAUGGAAAAAGACGGCACUGGCCGUAUAACUCUUGUUGACUUCAAAGAUCUCAUCUGCAGCCUAAAACACUGGCAAAAUGUGUUUCGUGAACACGCACCAGAAAAGAUGGGAGUCCUACGCGCUGAAAGGCUAAAAGAUGCAUUAAGGGAAGUCGGAUUUGUAAUACCCGAAAGAGCGCUGACCCUACUUGUGCUGAAAUAUAUGAGAAAGGACGGCAUGUUGAGAUUUGGAGACUUCGUAUCCGCGGUCGUUUUAUUGCAUAGAGCAUUUCUGGUUGAAGACUGCCUUGACUUGCUAACGUUGAAGAAUCCACUUAAUAUAUGA